UGUAUGUGUAGGAGGAGUUUUCAGGGGGUGGUUGGAAUCUACCAGUACAACUAGUAUAGGUCCUGUUGUACGUCUGCACACGUUACAUUGGCGGCUGUAUAAUUAAAUCAUGUGUCGAAUUGAACCGUUGUUACUCGCACACAUAUCUCUGUUCUGUGAUGGUCAUUUUUUUCUGGAUAUUUACUGGAACCAUUUUUUUUCUGGAUAUUCACUGGAACCUUUUUUUUCUGGAUAUUUACUGGAACCAUUUUUUUUUCUGGAUAUUUACUGGAACCUUUUUUUUCUGGAUAUUUUCUGAAACCUUUUUUUUCUGGAUAUUUUCUGAAACCUCUUGCACAGUAGACCAGGUGACAGGAGCACAGUUCUGAAUUAUUAAAAUUUCAUAGCUUCAGGAUUCUGGAUUGCACUGGCAUCAGUGUAAGCAUUUUCUACAAGAAUACAGAAAGAUAAAUACAAUUUGAUUCAUUUCAAAUGACUUUGUAGAUUCUUCAAAACGCACACAGAGUUUAAUGCCCUUGGAAUAAAAGAUUUAGGGGGCAUAAUAUGCUUUUGUUCUAUCUGUAUGUAGCUAAAAAUUUUCAUUUAUGGGUAACAAUAUUAAUAACUUUAGAAGUAUUUGAAUAAGAACUUUGAUGCAGUAUAGUAGGAAAUGUUAGCUUUUUUGGCAGAUCACAAAAUAUUGCCAAAAAUUAAAUUCCCAAAUUUUCCUUUCAUAUGAAAAAUGAAGAUCUGAAAAACAUACCGAUAGUGGUUUUUUCCGUGGGUCUAAAAUUUUGUGAUUUGCUGCCUCAAAGGUAUGUUAAUAAUUUUAGUGGAAUAAAUUUUGGUGGACAAGGAAAAGUUAUCUCUCUUGUAACUACUGAAGUUGCAAUGGGAUGCAUAUUUGGCGAGUGAAAUUUUGGCAGAAAGCUAUCUAAACACAAAAAUAAACCAAGUAUAUCACCCUGCAGAAAAACCCACUAUACGGUAAAACACCAAUAUUUCAAAAGACUUUCUUAUUGAAAAAAAAUGGGCCAAAUAUUCCUGCAGACACUGAAUUUACUCAAGAUAUCACAUGUGGUUGGAGUAAUCUUUGUAACAUGACCUUUUCUAUGUUGCUGUGGUUGAUGACCUUGACCUAUGACUAGCUCGAAAACUUUGACAUAUUUGGUCAUUCCGAGAAACUAGAAUGUUUGUACAAUCCUGCACUUGAUUAGUUCAAGAAAAGGUAAGCAGAAAUGUGAAUCUUGAUAGAAUGAUAUACGAAUUGGAGGUCUGAUAAUUAAUUAUGACUUGGUAAUCAGUGUUUAGAUGAGUACAUUUGUUUACUGGACUUUGAUAGAAUGAUAUACGAAUUGGAGGUCUAAUAAUUAAUUAUGACUUGGUAAUCAGUGUUUAGAUGAGUACAUUUGUUUACUGGACUUUACGAAUUGGAGGUCUGAUAAUUAAUUAUGAUUUGGUAAUCGGUGUUUAGAUGAGUACAUUUGUUUACUGGACUUUGAUAGAAUGAUAUACGAAUUGAAGGUGUGGUAAUUAAUUAUGACUUGGUAAUCAGUGUUUAGAUUAGUAUAUUUGUUUACUGGACUUUGAUAGAAUGAUAUACGAAUUGAAGGUGUGAUUAUGACUUGGUAAUCAGUGUUUAGAUGAGUACAUUUGUUUACUGGACUUUGGUGGACAGGGAUCGUUGCAGUUUGAAUCUGCAGUUGUGUGUUAAGUGGUCUAUGACAGCAAAUCUGUAAAAUGUUCUUUAUUAUAAUUUGUUGGGAAAUUUUGCAUCUGUUGGUUUACAAAAUAACUGUUGCUAUCAUCACCAUUCUGCUUCUAAAGUAAAUGCAUACCUCCAAGUCCUGUGAAUGGUGAGGGCCCUGGGAAACUGUUAAAGUUCAGAAUUUAAAAUUUGUCACUCUUUGACACUGAGAUUUUCUUCACUUAAAAUCCAGCAUUUCAAUCGUGGUUCAGAAUUUAAAAGUUGUCCCACUUUGACUCUGAGGUGUAUAUUUCUUCAUUAUAAAGGUAUUCCAGCAUUUCAACCAUGUUUCAGAAUUAAAGGGUCACACUUUUUCUUUAACUCUGAGAUUUAUUUUCUUCAUUUUAAACAUAUUCAGCAUUUUAAUCGUGGUGCAGAAUUUUCUACUCCUUAGUGAUACCUAAUGCCCCUCUAAGUUUGAUUUUCCCAGACUACAAAAUUAAAUGCCGUAGUGAAGAAGAUCUAACAUAAUGAAGAUUGGAAUGGCAGUAAAUUAAAGUUUAAUGUAAUAGUAAUUGCAACAACGGAUCCCUGUGUGAUGCUAAUGAUUAAAUCAUUUUUUGGGGGAGUAGCAAUUUACUAGUUGUUGAAUUGAAGCAUUGAGCACUUAACGAUUGCUUGACAAAUAGCCUGUGAGUAGUCGAUUAAAAUAUCAAUGUCAAAUUGACACCCCUCUCAUUGACUGAAACCCUGUGACAAGACAUUUCUAUUGAUGCCACCUUUGAUGAUGUUGUGACCUUAAAAUUGACCUUUCACCCACUUACUGAAAAUGGCAUUUGUGUAUUACAAAUCUGUCCUGUUUGUAAAUGAAGUAUGUAGGUUUCAAUCUAAGUAAGGGGUUUCAAUUACGGUUUGUAUCAUGCAAGUAUAUAUGUCCUUUUAUUUACCUACAAGUCCUAUCACCCUGACCGGCAUGCUAUCAAGCUGUGCUUGGUUUGGUUUGAACAUAUUUUAUGGAUCUAAUCAAGAAAAUGUUGUGAUUGUACGAGGCAGUUGUCUACAACCUGAGGGGGGGGGGGGGAUGCCUGUAUUUUAUGGAUACACAAUGACCCUCAGGAAUUUCUGCACUGCCUCUACAUGUUUUAAGCUCCCUGUCCCCCUUUCCUAAAUUAGGUGAAUGUCUAGGCCAUAAUGUGAAGAAUUUUUUUUUCCUUUUUUAAUGAAGGAGUAUUCUCUUUUAUGAUUUAUUUCCAGCUCAAUGGUUUUUCUGUCAAAUUCCGAUGAUUAAAGGCCAAACUCCAUUAAUCGUCCCCCAAAUCCCUGCAGAGUUUGCAUGUCAAAUAUAUAUAUAUAUACACCGAAGUGCCAAAAAUGAUUUGAAUUGUUGAUCUGGAUUUUUCUGUAUGCCUGUAUUUUAUGGAUACACAAUGACCCUCAGGAAUUUCUGCACUGCCUCUACAUGUUUUAAGCUCCCUGUCCCCCUUUCCUAAAUUAGGUGAAUGUCUAGGCCAUAAUGUGAAGAAUUUUAUUUCCUUUUUUAAUGAAGGAGUAUUCUCUUUUAUGAUUUAUUUCCAGCUCAAUGGGCAUGCAACAAUUUUUCUGUCAAAUUCCGAUGAUUAAAGGCCAAACUCCAUUAAUCGUCCCCCAAAUCCCUGCAGAGUUUGCAUGUCAAAUAUAUAUAUAUAUACACCGAAGUGCCAAAAAUGAUUUGAAUUGUUGAUCUGGAUUUUUCUAUGGAUAAGGAUCAGCAUAUUUGUAUAUAUCAAUAUUUAGGUAUUAAUAAUCUCAGCUCUGAAAUUUUAUCUAGUUGUUAUUUUAUGUGUCAACAAUGCAUGCCCGCUCUGGAUCAGUGCUUAAACAACUGCUACCUGUGAGGAUUUAUCCUUGUCAUUAAAGAGCAAUCAGUCCCCAGCAAAUAUUUAGACAAAUCCUCGGCCGGUGUACCCCGGUUCUGGAUCGCAGGGCUAAAGGUACUGUACAAACUCUGGGGGAACUCUAAACUGUAGUGUGCUCUGCCUUCUUGGGUCAAUAACUGUCAAGUACCCAUUUACUUACUAACUGAUCUAAUUUUCUAGUCUUUUAAUUUUUCAAUUGGUUUGAGAUGUAACGUUUGCUGUGUUCGUUGGACUGUGUCAGGAUUUGGGUAGAGGAUAUAUCGGGAGGAAUCGGUGUAAGGGGAUAAGUUCUGAUAGCCUGGGAAUGUAGAAUCUUCUGUCAAAAUAUUCCGAGUCUCGCCGUGUUUGGUAGUCUGCGUAUUAAUUUAGGGAUAUUCUGUGUCAACAAUUCAUGUAUUGAUGUAGAUAAAGUGAUAACUGCAUGAAUUAUGAAUGAACUGGAUUUGACAGUGGUGGAAUGUUUCAUGGGAAUAAAAUGGUGGAAAUCUGUAAGAGAAUAUAGAGGGACAUAUGAGUUAAUUUACAGUGAACUUGUCUAAGCUGGACACCAUUACAAUGAAUAGUAGACACUUUUCGGAAUAGUUUGGGACCAAGAGAUUUCUGAUUGGAAUCCGUGCAGUUUUGUACUGUACCCAGCUGUCUGGAUUAGACAAAUUAUACUGAGCAGCAGGAUUCUGUUGAUUGGAAUGCAACUGUACUAACAUGGAACAAAACAGAAGGACCUUUCCUUAUAGAUAUAAGAUGAAGAUGGAGGAACUGGAUAAGGAGGUGAAAAAGUUACGGGAAGAUCUCCAGACACUGCAGAAAGAGAAAGAACAGAAGGAAAAGUCAGACUCAGAUUCCCGUUCGUCCACUCCAGCCAAUGUGUUCAGCGGCCGUCCUCCCAGCCCUGCUAGAUCUCCAAAUGACAUCGCCAUCCGAAACAUCAUUCAGGAGAAAACAAAGAUAGAGAGCGAACUUGUUCAAAUGAAAUCACAGCACAGAACUGUUCAAAAUGAGAACACAGAACUCAAAACUAAGGUGACCUCCCUGACAGAAGAGGUAGAGAAGUUACAAAUCUCUGUUCAGCAGUUACAGAUGAAGAACAAAAGUCUGCGAUCAGAACUGGAGGAAGCAGAGAACCAGUUAGAGGAAGCUGAGACUGCCUGUGAAGAGGUCACUAAAGACAGGGAUGAGCUGAAGCUGCGUUUGGGAAGUUUGGAAAAGGAGGUCAAGACUCUCAGAGCAGACGCUCAGAAAAUUCACUCAUUACAGGACUCCGUUCGCAUUCUAAAUCAGGAAAAGUGUGAUUUAACAAAUGAACUUGAUACAGUCAAACGUGAGCUUGAUGAAGCUCAAUCUGAAAAAGAACUAUUAGCCAAUCAAAAGCUAGCUCUCAGUAAGGAAGAAAUUCAUCUUACAGAGGAACUACAGACUCUCAAAUCAGAGGUAGAAACUUAUAAGUGUUCACACGAAGAGUUAAUGAACCAGAAGAAUGAGUUCAAUCGGACCUUAACAUUACUAGACAAAACCAAUUCUGAAUUAGAAACUGUUAGAUCAGAAAAAUUUGAAUUGUCUUGUCGAUCGGAAGCAUUAACAAAGGAAAAUAAAGACUUAUUAAAUCAAGUGGAAAGUCUGCAAGGAGAACUGGAGCGGUUACAGAUGGAUGGUCAGGAGUUGUCUAAACAAGAGAUAAUAAUUGGCCACAUGCGAGAGCAGGUUCAGAAAUUGACUAAAGAAGUCAGUGAUUUAAAGGAUGAAAUACAAGAAAAGGAAAAGGCAGAAAAGGAUCUCAUUAAAACAGUUGAAGCUCAAGAGGCAGAGAUUAGUAGAUUAAAAAGUGAUAUUGACAAUCUAAAACAUGUUCAUGAGAAAGAUAAAGUGAACACUCAGGAGGAACACAGAGGUGAACUGGAGGACUUAAAAAUGAAACUUCAAUUAACAUUUCAAGAAUUGUCACGAUCAAAACAAAUGUUGGAUGAUGAACGAAGUCAGUGUUCAGAGGUGGAGGUCAAAGCUCGUGACCUUGAAGUCCUCCUGGAAGAAAUGCAAAAAACAAAUAGUACUUAUGAGAAAAAACUAGAUGAGGUGUCUCAUUUAGAAAAGAGAGUGAAAGAUUUGGAAAAAUUAGUGUCUGAAAAAUGUGAUAUUGAGGACCAGCUUGAGGACAAAAAUCGUGAGAUCUCCGACCUUGAGCAGGAAAUUGAGGAAUUCGAGAGUAUUAAAUUAGAACUGGAGGACACGCGUGAAAGUCUGGAAAAUGAGAGGGUCAUCAGGAAUAAGCUAGAGGUCACGGUCCGAGACCUGGAACAGAUUCUGGACGAUCAGCGGACAGAUCACGAGAAUAUCCAAAGGCAGUUUACGAAUAAGGACAUAGGAAGUAGAAUAAAAGAAAAGGUGCAGUCUCUGGAGAGUCAGGUGCGCGGUCUGCAGGAUGAUCUAUUCGCCGCACAGGAAGAACUCCAGGUUACCAUGGAGAAACACGAGCAGAUGACCCUGUACAGACUAUUAAGGAUGAAUCUGAGAGAGGAACUUGAGGAAGCUAGGGCAGCACACAUUGAAAUCCAGGAGCGGAUCGAAUCCGAGAGAAACAAACAGGUGUUACAGUCUAGUCCCGAGGUCAACGGAGCCACCCAGAGGAUCGAAUCCCAAAAGAUUGAGAACCUUGAAAAGCAAAUAGAGACCAUGAAGACUCGUUUGUCUGAGACUCAAGAUCAACUGGACAAGGUCACCCAGGAAAAGUUCACAUCGGAGAAAGAAAUCAAGAUUCUCCGUGACUCGCUGAAGCAGAAAGAAGGCGACUUGAAGGAGUUGGAGGCACUGAGGCGUGAACUUAGUCAAACGCGACGCGAGGUGGAGCAUUUACAGCUCUCUACAAAAUACGAUGGUGAGGAACGGCAGAAGCACGUGGACAAAAUCCGGUCACUGGAGGAGCUGUCCAAACAGCUGGAAUUGGACAACAGAGAGCUGGCUACCAAGCUUCAGGAGUCCAUUCAGCAAAUCACACACGUGGAGGACCAGAUAAAGCGAGAACGACAGAGGAACACCGACAACCAGUUCAUGAACCACCGACACGUCAGUCAGAUCGAGGCUGACCUUGACGAGGCGACCAAUCAGGCAAGGCAACUCAAAGAUGACCUCCAUAAGAAACAGACGUACAUCAUGAAACUGGAGGCAGAUGCUAUUGGAAAUGCUGCCAAGUAUGAUAGUACGAUUUCCCGACUAGAGUCUGAGCUGAAUGAGACGAAACAGUUCCACAAGAAGGAGUUAGAGGGGGUGACCGAACGUCUCGAGACGAUGAGUAAAGACAACAAGGAGCUUCGUAACCAGAUCAGGGAGAAAGAGCAGGAAUACCAGUCGUCCUCCAGUGAUGUGAACAGAUAUCGAGGAACAGCGGAUCGUCUGGAGUCCCAGAUUCAGACAGAAAUAAAAAUUCGGACUGACCUUGAGAACAGGAAUGCAGCUCUUGAUAAAGAAAUAUCAAAAGAGGAAUUUCCUAACUUGAGAGUGUGGAGUCAGGUGAGGUCCCUGAUGGAGAAGAAUGCCAGCUUAGAGGCCGCCAAGAGGAGUCUGGAGGACGAACUAGAAAGGAAAAAUUCCACCACAAAGUAUGCAGAGACGACCCUGUCUCAGGCUUCAGCCAAUCACGAAGCAGCUCUUAAAACUGUCCAGACCAAGGCCGACACCGCGGAGAAAAAGGUGUUUUGGAGCAGGCGUAGCGCACCAGUGCAGAUAAGGGAAACCAAAGCUAAACCUUUUCUGAUUAAAGCUGAAAAGCUUCAGCAUGAUUUAGAUGGUGUGACCUUCAAAUUAAAGACAGUGGAACAUCAGCUAAGUCAGGCAGAGGAACUGAAAAACGAACUUCAAGACAAAAAAGAACAAGUCGCUACGCUAAGAAACCAACUGGAGGCCGAGAAACUGCAGAGAACACUGUUAGAUCAGACUAUGGCAGAAUUAAAACACCAGGUGUCACUACUAAAGUCGCGGGAAUCUAAAGUCAUGGAUCAGAAUCGGGAAUUACAACACACAAUGAUUGACAUGGAAACCAAACUGGAUGAUAUGCAUGAACGGAAUCAGACAGCUCUAGAAAUGGACUCUGUGAACUGGGAGGAGAACGGUGUUGAGCAAAAGCACUACACCGAGGUGGGACAACGAGGUCUGCUGGAUCAGAUCCAUAAACUACAGAAAGAGGUCAAAGAUUUACAAUACGAAUUACUGACCGUCAACGAGCGUCGCGAAAUACAGGAACGCAAGUAUGAGGACCGCAAAAUGAAGACCAAGGUCAAAUUAAUGAGAGCAAGGACAUUUAACGCGGGGCACCCCGAGACAGGCCAGGAGUUUGUAGUGGAGUUUUAUUCCAAAGAGCGGACACGAAUGCAGGAACAGAUGAGGCAGUAUGAUGAUGACCUGAGGCUGACCCGGUCGACACUGAGGAAAGAAAUGGACUGGAAAGAGAAAAUGGAGAAGAAUUAUCAGACGGUUCUCCGUGAAAAACGUGAAUAUCUCACUCAGUCCGUUGAUCAGGAUUUGAGGCUGUCGGACAUGGAGGAAGCCGUUCGGGAAAAGACGCGUAUGGUCUCCAUGUUGCAGGUCCGCACCAAAUUCUUAGAGGAGGAGAAUUCCCGUUUACAGGAUCGUAUCGACUCCAUCACCCAGCAGAAACAGGGCUUAGAUAAGCUUGUUAAAGAAUAUAAACUCGGCAAGGACAGGGAUGUACAUUUGUCCCGGCUGAGUUCGGACAGUCGGCCUCACAGUCUGACAGGCGGUACAAGUGGAAUCGGAAACAGCAUGAACUCGAGCUGGGUUAACGAGCAGGAUCAUUACAUAGAACCAUACCUGGGUUACCGCAAUACGCAAUCUUCUAACAUGGUGAUCAGUAACUACCUCAGUCGGAGCUUCGAGCCGCACAGUCACGCGGUGGAUUUAUAUCGUGGGGAGACAGGAAGUGAGGAAUCAUAUAGCCGAGAGUUUGAUACCUGACACAAAUCAUAAGCCAUUAACUUAUCAUAGGUUUCGUUGACCAAUCAAAAAUGCCAUUACAACCAUAAAUAUGACACGACUUUCAACAUUCCAAGCCAAACAUUGAUGAGAAGUAUUUCACCACUGGGUGACACACUUUGAGAAUGGCAGUCUGUGCCAUUUUUUUUUUAAUGUAGAUGCUUUUAGUACAAACUAGUUCCUUUACAUUGUAUAUUUUUUACUAUAAUUGUGAUUGAGAAUGUGAUAUUUUUUCAUGCAUUUCUGUAAUAUGUCUUUUUAUUGAGAUACUCUAUGAAAUAUCAUUUCCUGUAUAUCAUGCGUCUAUUUAAUUUUUUAAUAUCUUGUUGAUUACUUGAAACAUAAUUGUAUGUUUAUUUCACUUUUUAAUUUUUGCAGAAGUUUUAUAUGAAUAUUUCAUUGUAGAUUUUUUAUAUUUAGAAUUUUAAAAUUAUUAUAGUCAGUAAAUUUUCUUCUCCGUUUUUUAAUGUUUCUAAAAUGGUGUCUCAGAGUAGGCUAGGUACCCGUCCAUUGUCUUCAACUCCUCGUUUUAAAACUUUUACUGGAUUUUUAAAAACCUCUUGUAUGCGUUACUGUGUGUUUCAUGUGGGAAGUCACAACAUGGAACUCAAUUAUUUUAUCAAAAGCAGAUUAAAAUAUCCCCAGAAAUGUUUAUUUCCACCGAAGAUUAGUAAUUUGUACGUAGGUGGUCUAUGUUAUGCAGUUUGUAGAUUUUUUCUUUGUGAUGUGUUUUGUUUCGUUUUCAAAGAAAAAUAAUUCUACACAGUACUGUUGUAAACAAGGCUGUUUAUUUAAGUUACAAAAAAAAAAAAAAUAAUGAUGAUAUUGUAUUUAAGCAUUUUCCUACUUAUUUUUCGAAAAGUCAUUUACAAAUGCUUGUAAAAUUGAUGUAUAAAUUUUACUUUUGAUAUAAAUUUAAAGGGGAAGAUAUGUAUAUAUAUAUUUUACAUAUUAAAUUUUCUGUGAAUGGAGAAGUCAUGGGAGAAUCUGUGCAGAGCAUUGCCAAUAACACAAAAACAAGAACUCAUAUAUUUUAUUAUGCAUAUUUUAUGGUAUUUUUAUAUGUAGAGUAGGUCUUAUGUUUAGUACAUUAUGAGGUAGAUCGUAGAAUACUUAAUGAGCAGGACUCUAGAUGGUUCUUUUCCUUGCUUUUGUAAGGAAGGGGACAGGAUUAUGAAAUGAGAGUGCUAAGCUUUGUAAAAUCAGAAAAUAGUUUUGGGGUGUUAUUUGGUUGUUUUUGUUUAUGCAGAAAUUGUAAACAGAAUUUCAUUAUAAUGUAGUUGAAUUCUUUUAGUGGUGUGAAAUCAGGUCCAACCGUCCACAUUCCAAUUAGUGGCUGUGAUUCCAACCGUCCACAUUCCAAUUAGUAGCUGUGAUACUUUUGUAAUUUUUAGUGACUUCUGUUUAGUUUUUGUAAACCAUGGUCCCCCGUCCAAUCUAUUUCAAUUUACUGGUGUCUAGUCUAGAUUUUAGUCUCUGAUGACGGACAUUGGUGUCUAGUCUAGAUUUUAGUCUCGGAUGACAGACAUUUUUUUAAUCUGUGUGUGUCUGGGAAUGUUACAUCUGUACAUUGUGGUUAGACUGUGUGUGUGAGCCAGUUUGGUGCCUUGUGAUCUAAAAACCAUGCAUUUAUUGUUCUACAUGCAUACAUGAUUGAGAACACUGUAAGCAGAAUUCAUGUUUCAUCAUUAUUUAUAAAUAAAUAUUAUAUUUC
Ostrea edulis (European flat oyster) is the source of this 10252-nucleotide messenger RNA. RefSeq names its product myosin-11-like. NCBI's taxonomy places the organism in Eukaryota, Metazoa, Mollusca, Bivalvia, Ostreida, Ostreidae. The transcript has 30 exons. The record is from RefSeq and is a predicted model, not a curated record. The coding region runs from base 4264 to 8520 and encodes 1418 amino acids.